This is a messenger RNA of Cantharellus anzutake, 1061 nucleotides long. RefSeq lists its product as uncharacterized. The record is from RefSeq and is a predicted model, not a curated record. The transcript is spliced from 2 exons. Bases 136 to 1017 code for a protein of 293 amino acids. NCBI's taxonomy places the organism in Eukaryota, Fungi, Basidiomycota, Agaricomycetes, Cantharellales, Hydnaceae.
UCCCUUUGGUACUCUCUAGGUUUCCUUUAGUGUUUACUAUAGGUGUGUUUAGUUCUUUUUUUGUUUUUUGUUUUGAGUAUCCUUUAUGGAUGAGACAGUUUUGCUCAAUCAACAACUUCCCCUGCCCGCUUGCACAUGCAUGGCGGUGACCAUUCGUCGGAAACAGUCUGCACGAUUGCGUCACGCUUCCUAGGUUCACGUCCAGAUCUCUAUCCAGAGUCCCUCUCCAUCACAAAAGAAGCGCUAGCUCUCGCGUGCUUCUCGACUGAGGAUCCCAUAACAGGAGCGAGAUCCGGCCGAGACUCACCACUCGAUGUAUGUCUGGCGCUCAUCUUGUGGGUGACAUGGAUGCAGCCCGUUCGGACCUCCUUGGAAGGUGUGACGAACACUGGCGCAGACAAACGAUGGGUUUGGACGGGAAUUGCCAUGCGUCUCGCAGAGUCACACCAUCUUUAUCGACAACAGAAACUGAAUGGCGCGGUUGAUUCACAGGGUGAACUCGCUGAAUGCAGCUCGGUGCUUAACAUCUGUACGACAGUGGAUAGGACGUUUAUCAUUUUACGACCAUCAUCGAUUAAGGCUAUCAUUCCUGGUACGGAUCCCUCCUCUGGGGCGCUUGGAAGUUCUGCUACCGCGGCUGCCAGUGCUGCGGUUGCCACUCCUAAAGGUAGUUCUUCCACGACCGCUCUCCAGACGACACUAAGUACAACGGUUCUGGCGCGUCGGACAGCUGCGGAUCAAGACGUCGAUCCGUCGUCUGAUUUUCGACAACUUCAAUCUCCUUCAUCCCCCUUCGCUACCACUCACCCACAAUACACCUCUCCGCUCAAACGAGCGAAACAACUUCAGUCCCAGAUAGUUAAUGUUAUGACGGGCUUUUUGAGCGAUGCGCUCGGACCGGCUGAUAACGAGAAGAGUGCAGCCUCGUUUAGGGUGCAUGUUGGAGCGGAAAUGGUGGGAAUAAGAAUGGGCAUCUCAAAUUUGUUCAAAAGUGUGGCAGUAUAUUGGAUCAUUUAGAGGAUGAAGUUAGUGGACUGAGAUCUAGGGCUACCGGGCACGGA